Molecule: messenger RNA, 6238 nt
Organism: Drosophila bipectinata
Lineage: Eukaryota; Metazoa; Arthropoda; Insecta; Diptera; Drosophilidae
Biological process (GO): regulation of transcription by RNA polymerase II
Molecular function (GO): DNA-binding transcription factor activity; RNA polymerase II cis-regulatory region sequence-specific DNA binding
Source: RefSeq, a predicted model, not a curated record
GUGGGCCAGAUUUAUGCAAUAACAAAAUCUGCAAAUUCCCCCUCAUAAGCGUCGAAAGCAGAAAAAUGUGAAAAAAACAGUGGAAUUUCUCAAUGUUGAAACGAAGAAACGCGAAGCACGGGCUAAAGAAAAUCGAAAUAAUAAAAAACACGCACACCAAUGCCUGGCCGUGCGUGUUUGACAGUGAGAUUCUGUGUGACUGUGUGUGUGUAUGAGAGUGAAACGUAUAAAUAAAAUUCAGCCAAAUGCAGAAACCAACAACAAAAUGGAUAACAAAACUACACAGUUGGAUUUUAAAUUACUGGUGGAUCAGUCACUAAAUCUACUGGACAGCCUCAAUACGGCAUUGCGGGGCGAUGCUAUUCAGUUCUUGCUGCAGACGCUUAAGUGCAAGUACCCGGAUGCCUGCGACCAAGUCGUCAGGAAUCUGUUCAGCCACAUAACCAACAGCAAUGGCGGAGGAGCAGGUGGAGUGGGACAGCAGGAGCUGGCGAGGACCAAGCAACUCCAGCUGCUGCUGACAGCCAAAAAGGAGAAGAAGGAGGAGGGCGAGGCGGAGAUCAAGCGCGAGAAGGCCGAGGAAGAGGCGGGCUCGACUGAUCUGAACCAGAACUUUGAAAAGAUCCUCUGUAAGGAGGAGUUCCUGUGCCUCGAGGAGGAGGAGGAGGACUUCCUCGACGAUGUAGAUACCCAGAACUCGUCUUCCCUGCAGUUCCAUACCGGCAACAAUGUCGAUGGCUGGGCCGUGGGUCCCGGUGAUCCCCUGGACCUGAUCCAGACCGGCGGGUCCUCGCUGCUGGUUAAGCGAAAGUAUACGGCCACCUUCGAGGAUGAGGAUCACAUGGGCGCGGAGGAGGCGAGCAACACCAGCAGCAGCAGCGACGGCAAGCUGGUGAAACGGAAGCGCACCAACAACAUGCACCUGACCAUAGCCAGUGUGCGGCGGAAAGAGGAGCGCUCCACGCUGGGCGACGGGUACGUCUUCCACGAGGACAGCCAGUACACAAUGCACUACCAUCACAGCACUGGCGAGUUUAGCGAGCGGGCCUUCAAGGCCCAGUUCCGGGCUCAGCUCCGGCUGGCGCUCAGCCUGCACCAUAAGCCCUUCCUCAGGCAGUUCUACGAGAACUUUGUGGUCACCGGCCGGCUCCUGGGCACCACGCCGUCGGCCAGGGUGCUAAAGGAGCUACGGGAGCAGCGUCUGGAGGAAUGGCGCCGGCACAGAGAACGACGCCAGCUGAUAAGCCUGAUGAAGCAGAGCGAGCUGGAGCAGCAAAGGCUGGAGGAAAUUACGCUGCAGCAGCAGGAGCAGCAGGAAGAGAUUCAGCGGCUGGAGCAGCAGAAGCAGCAGGAGGAAAUUCAGCAGGACCACCAGCUGCCGGCCAUCUCCUUUGGGGACUCGGAGCUCGAAUCGGAGACGGAGUCGCAGCUCUCGUCCGCCGCCCAAGAGAUUAUGAAGUUCGAAGAGUUUAUUGACGAGGGUGUAGGCGCAGGACGUCUUAUCGAUGGUCUGGAGAUGGAGCCCGAGAUAGAUGACAUGCUGGGUGGCGCUGGUAGUGCCCUAGGCAGUGUAAACAGUGCUAGCGGCCAUAGCAGCAACAGUAGCAGCAGCGGGAGUGGGAGUGGAAACGGGAAUGGAGUGGGCGGGGUGGUCCUGGAAAACAAUAGUCAUCACUCGAAUCACCUAAACGCCAGCAGCAGCAGCGCAAACCUUGUGAUCAACGGCCUUACGUCAAGCAAUAGCAUCAGCAUCAACAACAACAAUAAUAGCAGCAACAGCAACAACAACGGCAGUGUCCAUUGUCCGCAGCUGGCGGUGCAGUCGCAGGAGCCAGUAGCGGUGUCCAUGAAGCCAUCGCACCACUUGCCAAUGACCAUGCCCGUGGAGAGUAGGGACCGGAAGGAGGGCCAGAUGCUAGCGGGCGGCAUGGCCGGCCUCUCCGGCGAGAUGCAAAUGCACCAGCAGCCGAACCGCUACAACUCAAGCAGUAAUCCGCUCUCCAUGAUGGGCGGAAUGAUGCAGCAGCAGCACAAUGCACACGUGGGCAUUCAGCACCAGCCACAUCAGCAGCAGCAUCCGCAGCAGCAGAUGAUGCCGGGGCAGUUUCCACAGCUUGGUGGUUCUAUGAUGGGCAACCGGCAAAUGCCGGCACUGGCCGCCUUAUCGAAUUUGGGAGACAAUGUUCCUGUCGGCGGGCAGUUGAACUCCUCCCUGGAGCUGGAUGACAAUGACCUGUCGCCGGACGAGGACGACGAUGAACUGGACCACGACCUCGACGAACUGGACGCGGCGAAGCAGCAACUGAUCGACGGCGGCAGCAGUAGUAGUACCUCGUUGCAGGCACCGCCCUCGCAUCUCGGCGGCGUGGGCCAGACGUCCGGGAGUAAGAAGGACAAGCCCAGCUACAAUUGCCUGUUGUGCCCCAAGUCCUACCGAAAGCGCAAGUCUCUGCUGGACCACUACAAGAUGCAUCCUGGCUACUGUCACGAUUGCGGGCAACCCAACGGAAAUACUCUGGAGGAAAUCAUUCAUCACAACCGGACUAUGCAUGUGAAGGAGUUUCCGUUCGUUUGCGAGACUUGUGGAGAGUCCUACUCUCGCAAGCAGCAGUUCCACGCUCACGUUGAGUCGCACAACAAGAAGGAAAUCAAAACAUUUCCGUGCGGCGAAUGCGGGCAGAAGUUCCCGCAGAAGAAGCUGCAGCAGCACUUCGAAGAGACGGGCCAUAAGGCCGACGGGGCCAUUUGUGAGGUGUGCGGCGAGGAGUUCCAAUCCAAGAACGCCCUGUAUCAGCACAUCAUCCGUGUACAUAAGCGGGACAAUUUCUUCGAGUGCCACAUUUGCCAUAACCGUUUCACUCUGAAGGCCAACCUGGAGCGGCACGUCCAGCUGCACACCGAGAUCAAGCGACCCUAUGUCUGCGACCUGUGCGGCUCAUCCUACUUCACCUACCCUGCGCUCAAGGAGCACUACAGCAACGCCCACGUCGACGUGUCCGAAUGCAAGUGUACGCUGUGCGGAAAGCGAUUCGGAUCGGCCAAGUCGCUCCAGAGACACCUACCGUCGCAUUCGGAGGAGCGGCCGCACUGUUGCAACUACUGCGAUCAAACCUUCAAGUGGAAAACUCACCUGGUGCGACACAAACAAACGAUGCAUGGAAACGAGCCGGCGCCGCCUAAAAAAGGAAAGCAGCGCUUCCCUAAGGCUAACGAAGAAGAAAUGGCUUCCCUACAAGACAUGCCCGGUCCCCCGCCUGUGAAGGCCAGCAAGAAGUCGGUGGCCAAUAAGGCCAAAGCGCAAGCAGCCGCCGUUGCCUCCGCCACUUCCCAGCAGCAACAGCAGCAACUGAAAGGCGCAGCAGCGACGCCAACACCACCGCCACCGGUGUCGACGACGCCAGGAUGCAUGCAGCAGGAUCAGUUCAAUGCAGCCAUGGUUAGCAGCAACAGUUCCCAGUCGUCGACGGCGUCCACGUCACAGCACUCAGUGUCAACGAGUGAAUCUCAGCAGAAUUCCAUGUACAGUCAGAGCUUUAAUGCGGAGAAACUGCAGGCCGGGCCACAGCAGCAACAACAGCCACCCAAUCCGCUGCACCAGCAACAUCCGACGCCGCCGCCGACACAACAACAACAACAACAGCAGCAGCAACAGCCGAGGGUUGGCUCCGCAGAAUUGCAUUUGCAGCGCAUGAAUAGCUUUACUCAGGAAGGGCAGUUCCACUUCGAGGCUGGCCCUGCUGGUGGCUACCAGCAACAUCAACUGAUCAGCCAGUAUCAGCAACAGCCGCCUCAGCAACAGCAACAACAACAACAGCAGCAGCAACAACAGCAACAGCAACAUCACCUGGCUCAACAGCAACAUAUGAGGAGUCACACUCCGCAGAGCCCGCAUCCACCAAGGCAGCAGCCACCACAGCAGCAGCAGCAGCCACAUCCCCAGCAGCAUCAACAGCAACAACCACAGCAGCCGCAACCCCAACAACACCAUCAUGGAAGGCAUAAUAACAUAAACCAUGGCAACUAUGCCAAUGCCAACUUUAAUAUGAAUGAAAAUAUGGCUUACAACGCCUGGGGCAACAUGAACUUUAAUAAUCCACCAAACAACCAGCAGGUUGAGAUUAAGGAUAACAAGUUCUUCAUUGUGGACUCGUCCGAGUUCCUUGGGCUUCCAAUGAAUGUGCCGCCGGCGCAGCAGCAGCAGCAACAAGUCGUGAACAAACCCCAGCAACAACAGCAACCUCAACAACAGCAACAAGAACAAGCCCUCGGCGGUGACCUGAUGAGCUUCCAGCACAUGUGGCCAGCGCCUGGCUUCAGCCAGUCACCCCAGCAACAGCAGCAGCCGCAGCAGCAGCAACAGGCGGCUCAGGCACAGCAGCAGCAGCAGCAACCGCAACCGGGUCAAGCCAACCCGAGCGAUCCUCACAACUAUAACAAUAUCGGCAGCAUACUCACGAAUCUCAUUGACACAAAUCCUGCGCCAAUGGAGUACAACUUUGAUCUGAUGCAGCAACAGCAGCAGCCGGCCCCCCAGCAGCAGCAACAACAGCAGCAGGCGGUUCAGCAGCAACAUCAUGGCGCAGGCGGCUAUGCGAACAGCCUGAUGCGCACUGGCUACGGAGGCGGCUAUGAACAGCAUCUAAGCGACCAGCUGGUCAGCGAGCAGCAGAAGCAGAACAGCUUCCAGGCCUACCAUCCGCACAGUCUGCAGGCCCAGCAGCAGCAGCCUAUGCACCCGCAUCCUCACCUCCUGCCUCCGCCAACGCCGCACGGCAACGUCUACGAUCGGACAGGGGUUGGUGUUGGGGUCGGCGUGGGAGUGGGAGUGGGCUACUCCAUGCUGGGCGAUGAGUCCAAGGGCGUGCUACCGCCAAUGAUGGGCAUGAUGCAGCAAAUGCCGCCGCACGGCCAGCAACCAGACUUGAUCUACUACCCAGUGAAGAACGAUUGACAGUCGAGGCACCAGAAUCACCACCACCACCAUCAGCAGCAGCAGCUGAGCCACCAUCACCACCAACGCUGGUGGACAGAGCCAGCCAAGAGAGGCGAUGUUUUUCAUUAGACGGAGAACGGAAAACAGGAAAAGUUCGGUUUAGUUUUUAUAAGUUUAGUGGGGGGGGGGGGGAAGGCAAAAUUGUAGAUAAGGCGAAAGAUAUGUUUUUUGAAAUUAAGAGCAAUACCAUAAAGAUUAGAGCAGAAAGUGCUCAGAAUUUCUAAUCCGACCGGCGCUAUGAUUCGUGUAUAAAAUGUAAUCGUUUACGAGAUGUGUACAUCAGAGAUAAACGGAACGUAUGUAUACAUAAUUAAAUCCAGACAUAUACAUAGUAGCACCUAAGUAACGGAGAAGCAAAAUCUAAUUAAAACCUAUAAAUAAUGAAUAUAUCUCUAUAUAUAUAUAUAAAUUAUAUGAAACAUAUAAAUUAGUCUGUAAGAAAGAACUAACAAUAAUGGCAGAACCACAAGCAACUUUCGAACAAAUUUUAUGCUUAUUUAACCUUAACCGUAUUAUGAUAUGUCAGAACCGGACCCCAGAUUUAAGAUGGGGGUCUGGUCCACACAUCACAGACGGAUUAAUCAAAUGGAACAAAGAAUAGGAAAGCAAAGGACGCUUGUUGCCUUUGGGCGAGCCAAGCGACACACAAAGUUGUAACCAUAUCAUGAGGCCCCUUCCCGUAUAAUUAAAUGUGUUUUUCGAUAGUGCUUGUUAUUUUCUAUUUAGUUAAUGAAUUGAUUAUACUUAUAUAAAGCCUUUUUGCUGACCAACAGCCAGCCACACUUUUGUUAGAUUAGUGCCUAAGUCUAGUUGAUAUCCCAAUGUAUACCCCCGAGAGACCCCCGAAAUUUUGUGGCUUUUUACACCCAAACCUUGUAUAGCUACUCAAUAGCAUUUCCGAUUUUACAGCUCCCCGCGAUUCUAUUCGAUUCUACGUAUGUAUACAUAUAUUAAAUUUAUUAAUUUUUUUGAUGAAUUUCCUUAAAUUCGAGUAAUACCCCACAAUAUUUAAGUUAAUCAAAGCGUUGUUCUUGUUUUACAUUUAUUCAAAUUCAGCAACAUAAGAAUUGUAUAUUUAAGUGAAAGUUUAAAACGUUAAAUGUGUAAGGAUACUUUUAUGAACAAAAAAACACAAAAGCAAAAACAACAAAAAAAAAAAAACAAAAAACAAAACAAACUUCACUAAAAUUAGGUUUGUAUUCUGGAUACAACAAAAAAAAAAAAGCAAAUGGCAAUUAAAAAGAA